Messenger RNA from Rhopalosiphum padi (bird cherry-oat aphid), 2104 nucleotides. Its product is annotated as V-type proton ATPase catalytic subunit A. The coding region runs from base 176 to 2020 and encodes 614 amino acids. Gene Ontology annotation, cellular component: lysosomal membrane; proton-transporting V-type ATPase, V1 domain. Gene Ontology annotation, molecular function: ATP binding; ATP hydrolysis activity; proton-transporting ATPase activity, rotational mechanism. NCBI's taxonomy places the organism in Eukaryota, Metazoa, Arthropoda, Insecta, Hemiptera, Aphididae. The record is from RefSeq and is a predicted model, not a curated record. The transcript has 12 exons. Gene Ontology annotation, biological process: ATP metabolic process; proton transmembrane transport.
AUAGACGUCUCCUAGUCAGCUGGUUAGAGUUCCACCCAUUAUUUUUCAAGUCGCGGUCGCUCCAUUCACCGCCAGUAGCAGCACUGUAUGAGUUGUGGCUUUCGGAGUAGUCUUUCAAAGUUUCAAUCGAAAAAGGAUACGCCCGUGCAGAUAUUCAUACAAAAAUAGUACGAAAAUGACUUCGUUAAAGACAUUUGAGGAUGAAGACCAUGAAAGUGAAUAUGGGUUUGUGUUUGCUGUGUCUGGACCCGUUGUUACAGCUGAAAAGAUGUCUGGUUCAGCUAUGUACGAACUGGUUCGUGUAGGUUACUUUCAACUGGUUGGGGAAAUUAUUCGUUUAGAAGGUGACAUGGCAACAAUCCAGGUUUAUGAAGAUACGUCUGGUGUUACUGUUGGUGACCCUGUGUUAAGAACUGGAAAACCACUUUCUGUAGAAUUAGGACCUGGCAUAUUGGGAAGUAUAUUUGAUGGUAUUCAACGGCCGUUAAAAGAUAUUAAUGAGCUCACCCAAAACAUCUACAUUCCCAAGGGUGUUAACAUACCUGCUUUAGGUCGUAGUGUUACUUGGGAUUACAAUCCAUCCAAUAUUAAGAUUGGAAGCCAUAUAACUGGAGGAGACCUCUUUGGUCUUGUUCAUGAAAAUACUCUGGUUAAACAUAAGUUAAUGUUGCCACCUAAAGCUAAGGGGACAGUUGUAUUUCAAGCUCCACCAGGAAACUAUAAAGUUGAUGAUAUUAUAUUGGAAACAGAAUUUGAUGGGGAAAAAUCAUCAUUUACUAUGUUGCAAGUGUGGCCCGUACGUCAGCCACGCCCAGUUACUGAAAAGUUGCCUGCCAAUUAUCCACUUUUAACAGGACAACGAGUACUUGACUCUCUAUUUCCAUGUGUACAAGGUGGAACAACUGCCAUUCCUGGAGCUUUUGGUUGUGGAAAAACUGUUAUAUCUCAAGCUUUAUCUAAAUAUUCAAACUCUGAUGUUAUUAUAUAUGUUGGUUGUGGAGAACGUGGUAAUGAAAUGGCUGAGGUACUAGGAGAUUUCCCAGAAUUAUCUAUUGAAGUUGAUGGUGUAACUGAAUCUAUCAUGAAGAGAACUGCAUUAGUUGCUAAUACUUCUAACAUGCCUGUAGCUGCUCGAGAAGCUUCAAUCUAUACUGGUAUUACUUUAUCCGAGUACUUCAGAGAUAUGGGAUAUAAUGUGUCUAUGAUGGCUGAUUCAACGUCUCGUUGGGCUGAAGCUUUGCGUGAAAUUUCUGGUCGUCUUGCUGAAAUGCCUGCUGAUAGUGGUUAUCCUGCAUAUUUGGGUGCUCGUUUGGCUUCCUUCUAUGAAAGAGCUGGCCGAGUAAAAUGUCUAGGUAACCCUGAACGAGAAGGGUCAGUUAGUAUUGUUGGAGCUGUCAGUCCUCCAGGUGGUGACUUCUCUGAUCCGGUUACAUCAGCUACUUUAGGUAUUGUACAAGUGUUUUGGGGGCUGGAUAAGAAAUUGGCUCAACGUAAACACUUUCCUUCCAUUAAUUGGCUUAUUUCAUACAGUAAAUAUACAAGAGCUUUGGACGAUUUUUAUGACAAGAACUUCCCUGAAUUCGUGCCUCUAAGAACCAAAGUUAAGGAGAUUUUACAAGAAGAAGAAGAUUUAUCUGAAAUAGUGCAGUUGGUCGGUAAAGCAUCACUAGCUGAAUCUGACAAAAUUACAUUAGAAGUUGCUAAACUAUUGAAAGAUGACUUCUUACAACAAAACAGUUAUUCGUCUUAUGAUCGUUUUUGUCCAUUUUACAAAACCGUUGGAAUGUUACGAAAUACUAUUGCUUUUUAUGACAUGGCACGUCAUGUUGUCGAGUCAACAGCUCAAUCUGAAAACAAGAUAACUUGGUCUGUAAUCAGGGACAGUAUGGGCAAUAUUCUUUACCAGUUAUCCUCUAUGAAGUUUAAGGACCCAGUUAAAGACGGUGAAUCUAAAAUCCGUGCUGACUUCGAUCAGUUAUAUGACGACAUCCAGCAAGCUUUUAGGAAUCUGGAGGAUUAAAAGUAUUUUUCACAUUAAUAUAUCGUUAUUCAAAAACAAAACAAAAGUUUGUAAAAAAAAAAAAAAAUAUAUAUUAUAAUGAAU